AUGCAAGUUGUAUCGUCAUUGUUCCUUUCUUCUUCCACUGACACUACAACUUUCCAAACAUCAAUGGAUUACUUCGGCGUUUCUAGGAACACAAUCCGUUCCGAGGCGUAUCAAAGAUUAGCCAAGUUGGGUACUUCUCACACUCAAUAUGGAGUGGAUCGUGAGUUCAAUAAGUUAUUGGAACUCACACCCAAAACUGGGUCAAUGAAGUUAUCUAAGGUACCUAUCACAUUGAAGGAGUAUGAGGUGUUGCUUGCCUUGUGCAAGUGCACCGAUUCAGAGCUUGGAAAUGUGGGUCAAGCUCGGGUCUUGGCCAAAAGACUUCGGUUGUACCUUUUGGAGUUACCUAGCCAAAGGUUCUGCACACAAGUGUUCAGUAUCAGUCCUAAGCUGUCACCAUGGACAAUUAUUGCAGAACAUUUGACGGUUGCUUUGAUUAACCUUGGGAUGACUUUCGAUGAGAUAUGUGAUGAAGUUUUAGCAACUUUUGAACAAUUUAAUGAUAUUUUUUUCAAAGCUGAUGGUGAUGGACUGCUGCUGCUGCUUGAAUUAUCUCACUAUUUAACAUUGAUUGGGUUAUUAGAGGGACUUUCACUCAAGGCAAAGCUUUUGGUAAGUUCAACCAGGGGAUUCUCGAUCUUUAGAAUAUUGGAUACUUGUAUUGAUAAUUUUGAUUUCUUGAAUGAAGUGGAAUUAUAUUCGAAUUUCAUCUACAAUGAACCUCAUGAUUACAAUAUUUUGUUGAAAAGAGAUAUUUUAUUGGACUUUUCUCCUAUUCAUUAUAUCAAAUUGCUUAGUCAACUCAUGAAUUCCAUGAUUAAUACCAUUUUGGGUAAUUCUAAAGGUGUCCCCACUUUGGAAUAUCUUCUAGAAUACGCUGCUAAAAUAGUCGAAGAUAAUUCUGCUCCAACAUUGGAUUUAAACACUCAAGAAAUUGAAUUUAUUAGAAGCUUGCUGGAAUUGGCCAUUCAAAAAACAAACUUUUUGGAUAGAGGUGAACCAUUUAUUGUCUAUUCUACUUAUAAUAGAUUGAAGGCUGGUUACAUUGCUAAAAGUCAUAACUUACAGAUAAUUGGUUGUGGUACCUUCACAGAUAAUAUUCCUGCCAAAACAGCUAGAAAGGUUUAUAAUGGCUGUUUAGAAAUCAAGGAAGUUGUUCUUGAUGAUGAUUUAGGCUUGACAACAAUUCAAUUGGGGUCUUUGUUGGUUUAUAAGGAUGAAAGUAUUGGGUCUUUCUUAACAAGAACUUUCACUUCUUUGGUUGGAAGAUCAAGUAUUUCCUAUAUCAAAAGAGCCUCUCAUAGUGUUGGACUUGCUUCCAAAAUCCUAUCUCAAGAUGCUGUUGUAACAACAAUUUAUGCCUUGAGUAAUAUGCUUACCACCGGAAGUAAUUAUGGUGCUGGCAGAAGAAGAGCUCAAACAGGUUUGAGUCGCUUUGAUUCUUUGUCAAUCAAGGAAAAUGGUAAUAAUCAUCUUAAGAAUGGAGGUGUUGGAGGAGUUUCCCGCGAAGGUUCAAUUAAUGGAAUUGUUAAUUCCAAUUUCCAAACUGGAGCUGGUGCUGCCGACACCUCAGGAAUCUCAUUUAGAAGCAAAGGUGGAGGUGAAUGGGAUGAUCAAGAUUAUCAAUUGAUUAGUCAAAAUGCAAUCGAUUCAAUCAUUGCUAUUACCCAAGCAUGUAAUGAUGAAACAGUGACCACUUUGACUGUAACCAUUUUAUCCCAAAAGGUUAUCAAAGCUGAUAUUGAUAAUUGCAAGAUUUUAUUAAGUGGGUUAGUCAAUUGUGCUCCUUAUCUACCAGUGAAGGAAUUUCUUAUCUUACUGAAGCUUCUUUCUAAGCUUUCAUUAGAUGCAUUGGAUGGUAAAUCCGAAAAUCUUCUGGAAUUAAUUGAUGCCAGAGUUGAAUUAUCUAUAUUGAUCAAACAGAAGCCAGACUCUCCGUUAUACUAUGCAUUAUUGAAAGAUAUAUUGCAAGGAAUUCUUAACAAAGGAGAUGUUGAAGUCUUAGAGCACCAUAGAUCUCAUAAUGAGAUCAUUGAAAUCGGUGAUCAAAUCCUGUUGUAUUUGAGACCUCUUGCGGAGUUAUUACCAAAUGCUCAUGAAGACGAAGAACCAUUAAAGAUUACUGAUCCACAAAUUAUUGAUUUGUUCAGAAAUACUUGGUUCAAUAUGGCUGUCCAUGGAUAUUCUAUGAAAUCAAGUAAUGCUCAAAAGUAUCACCGUCAACUUGAAAGAAUUGCCUAUAACUCUCCUCCAUUAGCAUCCGAAUUAUCAUGGAAUAAAACGGAAACCUCUUUGGAAUUGAAUACUGUGUUGAAAAGAGGUUCCUCCAAUCAUAAUGUUAAGGAUCACAGACAUAUUAUUGGGGAUAUUUUUGAAAUUAGUAGAACCCUUUCUUAUCCUAAGUUGAUCUUCUUAUCAGCUACAGUAUUUGUUGAAAGUUUAAGAGUGAAAUCAGGUGAUUGUUCCAAGAUUUUAUACUAUUUCUCUGAUCCUUCAGUUAAAAUCAGUGGAGUAGAUAAGUUUAUUGGCCCUAUUUGUUUCAAGAUCAUUAAAGAUUAUAUCUUGUAUAUUAAUUAUGGAGGUACCAAUAAGUUUUCAGCUCAAAAUAUUGCCAACCAAUUAACUACCAUGUUAACAUUAUGUUGUCAUAACUUAGAAGACUUACAAGAUGCUGCUAUGCAAUGCUGUGACUUAUUGAUCAACAAGAUUCCUUCCUCCUUAUGUCAUCACAAGAGUUUGUUUACAUUAUUUGAUUUGUUAACGGUCUUGUUUGAUAGUGUUGUGGAUGCUGAUGAAAAUGAAUAUGAACCAACUUGUACAUUUGUCACCAAAACUGCAGGAAUCCGUUUACUUUUGAGUGAUUCAUACAGUUGGCGUACUGAGACUCUCAACCGGUUUAGUGAAAAGGCUAAACAUUGGGUUAAAUUGGUGUUGGUUAAAUCCAACAUUGAUGUUAAGAGUUUAAUCCAAUCAUAUGUUUCAAGUUUGGAUAGAUUUCAAUCUAUGGAAAGAAUCCAUUUUGGGGUUUCGUUUGCCAUUUCAAUGGCAGGAGAAGUUGGACCUGCUGAUAAGGAAUUGGCAGGUAUCAACAGAUUCACACUGCAAAACUUCAAUACUUUGGCAGUUUUCACCACCCAAUUGAAUUGGAGAAGCAACUUUCUUACAGAGUUAAUGGAUAAAAUGCCAUUAUACAAUGAACAAGAUAUUGAAGCUGCAUGUCUCAGUAUAAGAGAAGAGGCUCAGAGUUUGUUAGUUGACGUUCAAAGUAACGCUAGUAGCAUUCCUCAACAAAAAAUCAUUGACUUUUUAACCAAAAUUGCUGGGUUAACAUUGGUUAGUGAAAAGAAUAAUGCUGAAUUGGUAAGAUAUUUGGUGGAUAUUCCCUUUAAAAUUUUUGACAGUCAAAUUCUAAAGGCUGCAAUUGAUAUAUGGUUGGCUGUAAUGAAAGAUAGAGGGAACAUUAGUAUUCUUUUGAUUUCUGAAGUUGCUAAAAGUUGGGAAACUUCCAUAGAAUUACGUCAAGGUUUGUUUUCUAAAGAUAAUGAUUUUAAGAAUCCAGAGUUCUCUAAAAUGGAAUACUCUCCAAGUGAUAUGACUUCAGUUACUCAUAAAGCUAAUAAUGUUAGUCGAUCAUUUGAACCUCAUUUACAAAUUAUUCGGUUAUUCUCUUCGAGUUUUGAAGCCACGUUGUAUCAAUCUGAUCAUUUGUUGAAGUUAUUCACAAGAUUUGUUGAAGUUGGAAUGAAGAAUUUAAGGUUUGCAAGUUUACACCCUUUUGCAAGAUUAGUACGGUUUGAAUUGAUCAGAUUUGCUUUCAAUGUUUUAAAUUAUCACAUUGGUAUGGCUUAUCAAACUGGGUCUAGGAGUGUUAAAUACUUAAGUGAAUUGAUCUUGGAUGCUCAACUUUCAUGGUUCAGAAGACGUGCAGUUUAUCCCUUUGGGUCUAAUGUAUUGAGGUUCAAAUCUGACCAUAAAUUAUUAAAAGACGUUGCCAGAUUGACUUCAGUGAUGUCUACUUUCAACUCUGAGAGAUUGGAGAGUAAGAAGAUCUUAAACAUGUUCUUCCUUGAUGAUGAAAUCUCCAUUUUUGAUGUUUGGUUAUCGACAUUGAAACCAAGAGAAACAAGAGGUGCAUACAUCAGUAGUAAAAUUAGUGGGAACCAUAUUUCCAAAGCUUAUGCUAUUGAUCCAAUUCUAGCUGUGAAUCUUGCCCUUCGGUAUAAGGUAAAGAAUUUGGAUGAAUUAUUAAAGGAUUUAAUUCGUAAGAAUCCUUUACCAGCUAUUUUCUAUCCUGAUGCAGUUCAAUAUUUUAUUGGUAUUGAUGUGGGAAGUACUUCACCAACCCAUCAUUUACUUUAUUGGGAACCGUUAUCACCAAUUGAUUGUAUUACGUUAUUCUUACCACCCUUUGGAAGUGACCCUUAUGUGUUGCAACUAACCAUGAGAUCUUUAUUGCAUCAUGAUGUGAAUUUGACCUUCUUUUAUGUCCCACAAAUUGUUCAAAGUUUACGGUUUGAUGCUAAGGGCUAUGUGGAACGAUUUAUUAUUGAAACUGCCAAAGUCUCACAGUUAUUUGCUCACCAAAUCAUAUGGAAUAUGCUUGCCAAUAGUUAUAAAGAUGAUGAUGCCAAUGAACCAGAUAAACUUAAGCCUGUAUUGGACAUGAUCCAAGAUGAAAUGAUCAAAUCUUUUAGUGAUAAGGACGUUGAUUUUUAUGAGAAGGAAUUUGCAUUUUUCAAUGAAGUCACUAGCAUUUCCGGUAAGUUGAAACCCUAUAUAAAGAAGACCAAGGCUGAAAAGAAGGUUAAAAUCGAUGAAGAAAUGGCUUUAAUCGAUGUUCUACCAGGAGUUUAUCUUCCAAGUAAUCCUGAUGGAGUUGUGGUUGAUAUUAAUCGGAAAUCAGGUAAACCUUUACAAUCACAUGCUAAGGCCCCAUUUUUGGCUACAUUUAAAAUUAGAAAGGAGGUACCUGCUUAUAAUGAAAAAGGGCAAUUAUUUAAUAUGGAAAUUGAAAAAUGGCAAAGUGCAAUUUUUAAAGUUGGUGAUGAUUGUCGCCAAGAUGUGUUAGCUUUACAAUUGAUUUCUGUGUUCCGGACCAUUUGGGCUGAUGCUGGAUUGGAUUUAUAUGUGUUUCCCUAUAGAGUUACAGCCACUGCACCAGGCUGUGGAGUUAUUGAUGUUUUGCCCAACUCCGUGUCACGUGACAUGUUGGGUAGAGAAGCAGUUAAUGGAUUGUAUGAAUAUUUUACAUCAAAGUUUGGACCAGAAACUUCCAUUGAAUUUCAGAAUGCUAGAAAUAAUUUGGUUAAAUCGUUAGCUGCUUAUUCCAUUAUCUCUUAUUUGUUGCAAUUUAAAGAUCGUCAUAAUGGUAAUAUCAUGUAUGAUGAUCAAGGACACAUUUUACAUAUUGAUUUUGGGUUCUGUUUUGAUAUUGUACCUGGUGGAGUUAAGUUUGAGGUUGCGCCAUUUAAAUUGACAAGAGAAAUGAUUGCCGUACUAGGAGGUUCAGAUCAAACUCAAUCAUUUAGAUGGUUUGAAGAACUUUGUGUGAAAGGUUAUUUGGCCUGUCGUCCGUAUAUGGAAACCAUAGUGCGGUGCGUAACUCCAAUGUUAGAAAGUGGCUUACCUUGUUUUAAAGAUACAACUGUUAAAAAGUUGAGACAACGGUUUGUACCGGGUAAGACAGAAGUAGAGGCAUCCAUGUAUUUCCGAAGCUUGAUUAAGAAAUCAAUGGAAUCGUUUUAUACAAAGGGCUAUGACGAAUUCCAACGACUUACCAAUGGUAUACCUUAUUAG
Molecule: messenger RNA, 5796 nt
Organism: Lizanozyma spartinae
Lineage: Eukaryota; Fungi; Ascomycota; Pichiomycetes; Serinales; Debaryomycetaceae
Gene: STT4
Product: 1-phosphatidylinositol 4-kinase
Exons: 1
Coding region: 1-5796 (1931 amino acids)
Biological process (GO): phosphatidylinositol-mediated signaling; phosphatidylinositol phosphate biosynthetic process
Cellular component (GO): cytoplasm; plasma membrane
Molecular function (GO): 1-phosphatidylinositol 4-kinase activity
Source: RefSeq, a predicted model, not a curated record